Phalaenopsis equestris is the source of this 1206-nucleotide messenger RNA. RefSeq lists its product as uncharacterized. The record is from RefSeq and is a predicted model, not a curated record. The transcript is spliced from 9 exons. Gene Ontology annotation, molecular function: chromatin binding. The annotation marks the transcript as partial. Gene Ontology annotation, cellular component: nuclear inner membrane. Lineage: Eukaryota; Viridiplantae; Streptophyta; Magnoliopsida; Asparagales; Orchidaceae.
UAUAGGUAGGAUAGUAGCCUAUAGUUUAUACUUUAUAUCCCACAGAUAUAACCCCAAUACCCGACGUACGCAAAUAUUUCUGGUCUCUUCGGCCAUCGCCGAUCAUAGAGCGAGCGAUCUACACUUUCUCCGGCGAUGCCUUCUCCUCCUCCUCCUACUCAGUUGGCAACGAGACGGGCUAAGGUGGAGAAGCUGGGCAGCAAGUCACCGCCGUUCAAGAUUCUUGGAGAGCCGUCUUCGACUUUCUUUCCUUCGAGGGGAGAAAUACUGAAGCUUCUCCUCGUCGUAUUCAUCGCUGCUUCCGUCGCGGUUGCCUGCAAUUUCAUCUCUGGUAUCAUCAGCCGCCCCACUAAGCCUUUCUGUCAUAGCGGCCUGGACUCUGGGGAUCUAGAUAUUUGUGAACCUUGUCCUGCGUGGGGAUGGUGUUCUAAUGGCAACCUGGAGUGCUUGCAUGGCUACAAGAAGCAAGGAAGAAUAUGUAUAGAAAAUGGGCAACUUCACCAAACAGCUAAAAAAUUAUUGAAGGUGCUAGAAGAUGAUGUUUGCGGUUCUCAUGCUCAAGCCUUAUGCAACCGAACUGGGAAAAUUUGGUUUGAAGAAGGUGAUGUUAUGAAAAUAUUGGAUGAUCACAAAGCAAGAGAGAAUAUUCAAAUUGAAGACGAUACUUAUAAACUUGCAGUACAUAUGGCUUUGGAGACUGUUCAAGGCAUUCUUGAGAAGAAGGAAGAUUCAAAUGGGAGCAAGGAAUAUAAGUGUCCUCAACUGCUAGCUGAACUUUACAAACCUCUUGAUUGCUGCAUCCGUCAGUGGAUAUACAGACAUAUUUCACUGGUUACAGGGUUUUUGAUAAUUGUCUUAUGUAUGACAAGGUUUUUUUGGAUCGAACAUCGGAAACAGAUUGUGUCUAUCAGAGCUGAAAAACUUUAUGAGGAGGAAAUAUUUUUCCCUGUACAUGCUGGGAAAGAUGGCAUGCUUUGGUGCCGGCUUAAAAGAAGGGAAAAUGUUUGUGAAAUCCUUGAGGAGAAUGCUAUGACAGCAAGAAUAAGAAAUGAAGGAGAGCCUUGGGUGGUUGCCUCUUGGUUAAGAGACCAGCUACUGCUACCGAGGGAAAGAAAGGACUACACAUUAUGGAAAAAGGUUGAAAAUUUGAUCCAAGAGGACUCUCGCAUAGAUCAAUACCCAAGACUGAUCAAGGGAGAAUCCAAA